UCUGGACUUAAGUAUUUGUGACGUAAUAUAACCUAUUGUGAUGUCAUCAACAACAGCAGCCCCUGCAUUAGCAGGCAGUACAAUGGAUGCAAAGCUCGAUGGUUGGGAUAUAGCGACGAUUGUGUUGUACUUUGUGCUUGUUAUCGCCGUCGGCUUGUUUGCGAUGUGCAGAUCGAACCGGGGAACCAUCAGCGGUUACUUCUUGGCUGGCAGGACGAUGAUGUGGUUGCCAGUUGGAGCGUCUCUGUUCGUAAGCAACAUCGGUAGCGAACAUUUCAUUGGUUUGGCAGGAUCCGGGGCUGCCAUUGGUUUAGCUACGGGAGCGUGGGAGGUCAAUGCGCUCAUAUUAAUCCAAUUGUUGGGCUUCGUAUUCGCGCCGAUCUACAUAACAUCGGGGGUCGUCACAAUGCCCGAGUAUCUUUCAAAAAGAUUUGGCGGGAAGCGACUCCGUGUGUUCAUGGCGGUGUUGUCGUUACUUCUUUAUAUUUUCACCAAAGUUUCGGUUAAUUUAUAUUCUGGUGGUUUGUUUAUCCAACAAUCUCUUGGAUGGAACAUUUACUUAUCAAUGAUCGGACUCAUCAUGAUCACAGCAUUACUCACUGUAACUGGUGGUUUGGCCGCUGUAAUAUACACUGACACUCUACAAGCAGUUCUAAUGAUAUCAGGCGCAACAGCACUUUCAGUGUUAAGUUUUAUCAAAGUUGGUGGUUACGAGGCAAUGAAGGAACAAUACAUGCAAGCAAUACCUAACUCAACACUACAGGGAAAAACACCAGGAUGUGGUUACCCACUGAACGAUUCCUUUGUUAUGCUACGCGAACCAACUGAUCCUAACGUACCAUGGCCUGGAUUCAUAUUUGGACAAACACCAGCGUCUAUAUGGUACUGGUGUGCAGAUCAGGUGAUUGUACAACGAGCGUUGGCUGCCAAGAGUCUUUCCCAUGCACAGGGCGCAACCAUUUUCGCAGGGUUCCUUAAAACUCUCCCCCUUUUCAUCAUGGUUAUGCCCGGUCUCAUAAGUAGAAUUCUAUACACAGAUGAAGUGGCUUGCGUUGAUCCAGAGGUUUGUUACGCGAUCUGUCAAAGUUCCACGGGGUGUUCAAACAUUGCGUUCCCUCGGUUGGUGCUGGGAGUGAUGCCAACAGGCGCGCGAGGGUUAAUGAUGGCUGUGAUGAUCGCUGCGCUAAUGAGCGACCUCGAUUCAAUAUUUAACAGUUCAAGCACAAUAUUCACAAUCGAUAUUUGGAAACGAGUGAUCCGACCAAAAUGUUCCGUUCGUGAAAUGAUGUUGGUUGGCAGGUUAUGGGUGCUGGUGAUGGUGGGGUUGAGUAUUGCAUGGGUCCCCGUUAUGCUUCUGCUUCAAGAUGGCCAACUAUUCCUUACGAUCCAGGAGAUCAGCGGUUACCUCUCCCCGCCCAUUGCUGCAAUAUUCCUACUUGGCGUUUUCUGGAAGCGCUGUAAUGAAAAGGGAGCUUUCUGGGGUUUAAUGGCCGGGUUCGUGGUCGGCAUCGUUCGAAUGAUUAUCGUGUUCUCUUUCCAAAGUCAAGCCGGAAACUGUUUGGUACCAGACACGAGACCUCAGUGGUAUCAUGACUUCAUCACGAAGAUCAACUUCAUGUAUUACGCAAUAAUCAUAUUCUUCACCACCAUUAUUGUGGCUGUGGUUGUCAGUUUGUGCACCAAGAAACCUCCAAGCAGAUUGCUCAAGCGGUCCACCUGGUGGUCAAGAUUUUUAUCGGAGCCUCGUACGGAUAAUUUAGAGGAGGAGAUCGCGAUGAAACCACUGGAUGAAAAAGCAGAGUUGGAAGCUAAUCAGGAGAAAAAAACGUUAUGCAAGCGAGGAUACGACUGGUUUUGUGGUUAUAGCGCCACCCAGCAGCCAGAAGAAGAAGGCAACAACCGUGAAAAACUUCGUAAAAUUACGAGCAUCGAACAGGACAAGAGAGCAAAGAGACUUUUACAAGUUCUGCUCGUUUUAGUGAUUUCGGCAGGCGUUUAUAUUUUCGGUUACUUUGGGGCUCCACAAUAAGAGGGGUCUGUUGUGUACCAUGAAGGAAUAGAAAAAGUUUCAAACAAUUAAUAUUUUUAUAACCUUAUGGGUAAGAUCAUUUAUUUUAAUUACAAAAUGCACACAAUGAUGUUUUAUCAACAGAAUGCGGUAAUAGUAUAAACUUAUUUAACUCUUCAUUAUUUUUCCAUAUUAUGUUUUGUCGUAAAAACUUCGUUAUCUUAGUUUUGAAGACAGAGUUAUCUCAUUUAAAGAGAUAAAUAAGUUUAUGUUUUGCUCACUGUUAGUUGUUAAUUGCAAUACAGUUAUAAUGGAAAAAAAGAUGAACUUCGAAUACACGUUUUUUACGUAGGGUUAGAUUUAUCAUUCAA
Ciona intestinalis (vase tunicate) is the source of this 2379-nucleotide messenger RNA. The record is from RefSeq and is a predicted model, not a curated record. Lineage: Eukaryota; Metazoa; Chordata; Ascidiacea; Phlebobranchia; Cionidae.